UGCAAUAGAGCGCAACAGCUGGCAGUUGUUGGGCUAUUAAUAGUCGAGCAUUCUGUGUUACGGGGAGCAUUAGACGCUCUCUGGCUGUCGCUGCCAGAAUAGUCUUGGCGCGUCGCCUUAGCAGCUAGGAACGAGGCAUUGGGUGCUCUGGCGCUGGGCAAUGCGUGAGCCAUGAGCCGGUCUAGCUAUUUGCAGGAGCGGCUGCUCUAUCAACAGCAACAGCUACGCCAGCGUCCGGCUAAUAUUAACUGCCUACGUCAACAGGCGCUGCCCGUAUACGGACGCAGCUACUCGCUAGAAGAGGACCAGACGGCUGUUGCUGGCCAUUAUGUGCCCGUGUACUCCAAGUUCGUCUAUCCCGCCCCACCGCUAGAGCAGCUGGAGUUGCAGCGUCAGCUCGGCGGCUUGCAUGAUUCGGUCAACUCUUUGGGCAGCGACUUCACAGACUACGACUAUGAGGGGCCCUACAUUGUGGAACAGCCAAUAGCACCAGACGUUGCUGCGCCCAUUCCAGGCUCCAACGUAGUGCAGAACCUGAAUGCCUUGGGUCGCUUCCUCGAGCUCCUACAGGGCUGGCCACUGCCGCGUCUGUCUUUCAACACGGCCUGCAUUUGCUCGCUCAUCAUUAUAUUUAUAGCGCCGCGCACUUGUGCCCAGAGUUUACUGUUUCCCACUUUCAGAUUGUUCUUCGGCACUCUAUAUCCGGCCUAUGCCUCCUACAAGGCGGUGCGCACAAAGAAUGUUAAAGAAUAUGUCAAAUGGAUGAUGUACUGGAUUGUCUUUGCAUUUUUCACAUGCAUUGAGACCUUCACGGACAUAUUCCUAUCGUGGUUCCCCUUCUACUAUGAGGUCAAGGUGGUGAUUGUCUUGUGGCUGCUGUCGCCAGCCACAAAGGGCAGUUCCACUUUGUACCGUAAAUUCGUGCAUCCCAUGCUGACACGUCGUGAACAGGAAAUCGACGAGUAUUUAAAUCAGGCUCGCGAGCGCGGCUAUUCAGCGGUUCUGCAGCUGGGAUCGAAGGGUGUUAACUAUGCCACGAAUGUCAUCAUGCAGACUGCCAUAAAGGGCGGCGGCAAUCUGGUGCAGACCAUCAAGCGGAGCUACAGCCUCAGCGAUCUCAGUGAGCCGGAUGUCCAUCGGACCCAGGACGAGCUGGACGAUGUCAUGAUGGCAUCGGCGUCGUCGGUGAUGAUGCGUCCCCAGCCGGCGCGGCACCUGCGGCAACGCCACCAGACGCCAGUGGGCCGCUCCGCCAGCGGUACGCGCCACUCGACGGGCAUGUACUUCACGGAGGUGGACGUCAGCGCCGGCUCCGCGGCGGCGGGCAAAAAUGCUGGCGAUUUCAACUACAAUAUACGCAGCACGGAUGACAUCAGCUCGGGCUACUCCAGUGCCGAGCCGAUUAACGCUCCACUCGGCGUCGGGCUGAGUCGCACCUCAUCCAUGACAAAUGCUUCCAAGGCGCGUGUGAAGUCCAAGCGCAACGAGCAAAUUCUGGGAGAAAUGCGCUCUGAGGUAUUUUUGGAAAAUGAGCGUUACUUUGAAGUGAUGAGAGCACAGCAGUCCAAGGAAGCUCAGAGACAAAAGCAAUUAAAGAUUGCGGAGAGUGAGGAAGUGAAUGACAAAUACAAUGAGGAGAAGAAGGAGAUGGAGGUGGAGGUGGAGAUGGUGGUGAAGGAGGAGGAGGAGGAAGCGGAAGUAGAAGUAGAUCAUGAUACGUUCUACGAGGCCAUGGAUGUCAUGGAAAUCACAAAAACAGCUGGCGAGGAAAUGCCGAUAUCCACGAAUAAGGAUGUAGCAAAUGAGCAGCAAAUGGAAACAGAACGGCUUAGCGACAGUGAAGAAUCCUUUAAGGAAGCUCUCAAUGAAGCGCCUAUUGCAAAAGAAAUCGAUGUACACGCCUGUAAGAGUGAAUCCGUUGAAAUAGAGGACUACAAAGCUCUUGUGGAUCCCUUUUUAUUGGUAGUCACUGAAUCCAGCUUUGAUGUGGCCGUGAGUGCAGGAGCUUCAAGUACAGCGCAGCCAGUUUCCCCGCGUGAGUUGCUCGCCACCCUGGAGGAGAUCAAGCACAAUUUUCGCGCCCAGCUGGAGCCGGAGACAACGCCGCUUCGACCCAAGGCUCAGCAUACCAAGGGACGUGCACCAGCGCCCCCAGUGCCGCCUUUGCCGCCUCGCAAGGACUACCGUGCAGCUGACAGCGUGAGUCUCCACUCCACGCAGUCGCUGUCUCAACUGGAGCGCAGCAAGUCCUCAGGUAUCGGCCAUCUAUUCAAGAGCUUCAAAGAUAACGUGCUGCGCAAAGCUAAUCAGCAGUCCGAUGAGGAGCCCAGUGUCAGCGGCGACUCAGCUAAAGAAACGUCCAUUUGAUGACAAGUCCAUGUCCGCUAGCUGCACUACUUUGCCCCGUAGCAGCAGCCGCAAGGCGGAUAAAUCUCAGCCAACAAAUGCUUCAAGCCAGGCC
Molecule: messenger RNA, 2461 nt
Organism: Drosophila arizonae
Lineage: Eukaryota; Metazoa; Arthropoda; Insecta; Diptera; Drosophilidae
Gene: ReepA
Product: Receptor expression enhancing protein A
Biological process (GO): endoplasmic reticulum tubular network organization
Cellular component (GO): endoplasmic reticulum tubular network; cytoplasmic microtubule; endoplasmic reticulum membrane
Molecular function (GO): microtubule binding
Source: RefSeq, a predicted model, not a curated record